Messenger RNA from Pecten maximus, 2814 nucleotides. RefSeq lists its product as uncharacterized. The coding region runs from base 652 to 2007 and encodes 451 amino acids. The record is from RefSeq and is a predicted model, not a curated record. NCBI's taxonomy places the organism in Eukaryota, Metazoa, Mollusca, Bivalvia, Pectinida, Pectinidae. The transcript is spliced from 4 exons.
UGGUUUUCAUUUCAGUGUGGUAUUCCAGUGGAGUUAAUAUCGGAGAGUUAGUCUGACCGCCAGUGGACGUGUACCAGCAGCAGUCGAUGGUUUCACUGCGACGUGACGAAUAACUGGAAACAGUGGUUACAGAGCGUGUGCCGUUACCGUGCAAGUAGACUAGACAAUGACUGGGUUGGCGUGUUGUAGUACUAACCACACAAUGGACGGGAGGCCGGGAUACAGAAGCUGGGAGAUAUGUGGCAUAGGGGUUUUCUGCUAUUAAUCAACGCCUAUUUCCAUUGACUCGACAUCCAUAUCACUCCUAUGGAAUUCAGCUCCUUGCCAAACACCACCAAAUCUCCGACAGUCUGCUUUGGGAGCGCGAGCACAUAGCACGCGCAAUAGAUAUGUUUAUCAUUGCACGUGGGCUAUAUUAAUAGGCAAUAUACUAUAUGAUACCUUUAUUACAGUUUUCGAAUUUCAAAGCUCUUUGUGAAUAGAGCGAUAUAUGUGUGGUAAUGAUGUGCGAUACUUGAUGUGAGGCGGUCCUCGAUGUUUUACCCUGGGCGUGGAUUUAGUAUAUUACUUUACGUUUACAAAGCCAUGCAUGACAAACGGAUAGGAGAGUUCUCGUGAUUAGCGUCAACGCUGUGUACAUCGUUAUCCAGGAUGAUGGAUUUCGAUUCUUUGAAGUCCGACAUUUUGAAGGAUACAUUUGACCUUAUAGAUGACAUAAAAUCCGGAAGAGAUUUAGAUUUUCGAAAAAUGAAAUUAUUUUCGAAACCUAUUGAUUCUUUCUUCUCGUCGCCAUCAUCGUCGGCGUCGUCCUCGUAUGACCCCAGACGGCGAAAUAGUAAUCAGCGGGUGAACGACUUGAAACAUAGAUUUUCAUCGAUUCCGUCUUUUUCAACUUUUAAAAGAACAACAACGACGGAUUCCGAUAGGGACAAUGAUACAUUCAAACGUACAAAUGUGAAGCGUUCCGAAUCUACAUAUUCUACUGGAAGUUACGAAACGACAGAUUCAAAUGAAACUUUAUCAGAAAUGUCAGAUUCUUCAUUUUCACCCGGAAGUUCAAAAAGUCGUUCAAGUGGUCAUGUUAGGACGAACUCUUCUUCUUCAGAUAGUUCAAAGGUCGCCGAAUUGUCAAAGAAAUUAGAGGAAAACUUCCUGAAAGACGAAAGGCAUUCUAUGCCUCACGAGAUGUAUUCAAAGUGUGACCGGACAUUAAAUGACCUUGACCGCCCAAGGUCAGUUCCACUAAAUACCGGAAAUCCAAAUAUAUCAAAAAACUGGAAAGACAGUGACUCAAAUUUCAAAUGUUUUCCCAGCAAGGUCAUGAAUUCUCGUGACCUUGGAACUUACUCUCAAGGCAGACACAUUUCGAACGGAUAUGAUUCUGAUUCUCGGAGUACUGUAACCGGAAGUGGAAGUAGAUUAAACUCUAUGAGUAGUUUUGAUUUUCCAUCACUCUCUGAUAGAAUGAACGAGUUUGAUGGCGAGUCACACUCACCGCUACUUCCGACGUCUCCACUGAGUCCAAGGUCACCUGUUGACCUCACCUCACCUCACCUUCCAAAUCCCCCGAGCUACGAGUUGUCAAGGAACAUUUACAAAUCCGACCCAGGGGGGCUACCGGCCACGAAUUCACUAAAACAAGACAGACAGGCCUGGGAGGAGCGGACGAACCGGAUACAGGACGCUCUGAAAUGGCUCCGGUCCGAACUGGGCUCAUUAAGGGCUCAAGACAAGGCCCUUCUCUCCUCGUUGAGUCGAUGUCAGGACACGAUAGAGGAUAUAAAGAAACAAAGGACAGUCCUCAACGAAAAUGACGAGGACGACUUGGAGGAAGACGAGGACGAGGAAGAGGAUCAUUGGGAGGACUGGGAAAUAGCAGAGUUUGAUCGACAGUGUCGGGAAAAGGAUGUGUUAAAUAAUAAGCUGAAUCCAUCCACCGGAACCGGAAGUAGUAGAUUAAGCGGAAGUGACAUUCCUAUAAGACAGGAUAUACAAGCUGUUGUAUGACAGCAAUAAAACCACCGCAGUGUUCCGCUGUGCCAUGCAAUGCCAGUUUAAACUAUCAAUAACAGUAUACAUGUAUUUUUGUUAUUAAUGGAAGUUGAUCGCGUGUAUUACAGAUGAUACGCAUGCGUAUACGGACUCCUGUUUCCUGACUUUAUGGUUAAACCAUUGAGUGUUGAGUAAUGGAAUAAGUACCGUCACGUGCAUACUCAUCUUUGUGAUGAUGAGCUACAUACACAAUGUUAUAUAUAAAUGUUUCCUCGGUGUGACAUCUAACGGAACAUAACCAAUGGAUUGUUUCCCUCAAGUCUGCCUUUGGCUUUCCUUAAUGCUCAUGUAAUAGAUGUGUAAUGUUCUUUUUCAAAGUUUGUAUGUGCAUAAAACGGAUUAUGCUAAAAAAGAAAAAAAUAUUAAUGGAAGGGUUAAACAAAUGUGAUCAAGAAUUCCUGAUAUUAUUUUAAAAAUAUUUAUUGAUUUAAAUAUGAUUUAAUUUUACCUUUGAUCUCUCAAGUGUCUGUAGCAAUCGGAAUCUGAAUGAUACGUCCAGUUCCUCCAGUUCAUACACGAGAAUUUGCUACAUGAAGUUAAACAUAUUGUGUAUUACGUGACGUCAUAGUGCCAAAGAAUAAUCUGCAAUUAGACGUGACGUCAUAGUGCCAAACCAGCUGUACUAAACAGUACUAGCGUACUUACCCCAUUCCUGGAUUCUAUUUAUAGCUUCUAUAAUUUGUUGCUAAAUGAACAAAUGACUUUUAACGUGAAGGGAAAAGGUCACAAAAAUAUAAUAAAUACUCAGCUAUGUCGUUUUCA